Messenger RNA from Acaulospora morrowiae, 630 nucleotides. The record is from the annotation of a GenBank genome assembly. NCBI's taxonomy places the organism in Eukaryota, Fungi, Glomeromycota, Glomeromycetes, Diversisporales, Acaulosporaceae.
AUGACAAAUUUCUCUAAUAUUCUCCUUGAAGACUUCUUUAAAGUGUUCAUUUCUAUUUACUUGACGAAGGAUGGGUUUAUAAAAUUCACCGCAGUUACUGGGAGUGUUCUUUUAAGCCCAUAUGUAUUUGCUAAGGCAGUAACAAAAUUAGGAUUUACUAAAGCCGGUAUUACAGCCGGAUCCAUUGCAGCAUGGAUGAUGUCAUUACACCGUGGAUAUGUCCCCGCAGGUGGUCCUGUGUCAACUUUACAAUCUGUUGGUGCCUCCGGUUUAGGUUUUAGAGGAACUGCCGCAUGUUUAGGUGGCGCUUUAGGUGUGGCAGUUGUUAUUGCAAUAAAAAAAGAAUCAGAAACUUUUCUUAUCAUUAAAUGCGAAAAUAAUGAGCAUCCAAUAGUGAUUUUGGAGAUCAAUGUUAAGAGUAACGAGAAUAAAAAGUUACUAUCAAUUCUAGAAGGAUUUGUCUUGGCACAGAAAGUUGUCGAAAAAAGAGUUAGACACUUCAAAUUUAUCAUUGGAGAAGGAUCAGAUAUUUUGCAGAGCUUUUUGGUUGAUAAAUAUGGUAGUGCUGCUUUAACUUUGACGCAAAACGGUUUUCUUCUGAUUCUGAGAGAUUUUAGUAGCAAAAUCUGA